GCAGAAAUACUCAGUGUGCUCAGUCACAAAAACAUCAUUCAGUUCUACGGAGCCGUCAUUGAACCUCCAAAUUAUGGCAUAGUUACAGAGUAUGCUUCUGCUGGCUCACUGUUUGAUUACAUUAAUAGUAACAAAAGUGAAGAGAUGGAUAUGGAUCAUAUCAUGACCUGGGCAACUGACAUAGCUAAAGGAAUGCACUAUUUACACAUGGAAGCUCCAGUCAAAGUAAUCCACAGGGAUCUGAAGUCCAGGAAUGUUGUUAUAGCUGCUGAUGGUGUGUUAAAGAUCUGUGAUUUUGGCGCCUCAAGGUUCCACUCCCAUACAACACACAUGUCAUUAGUGGGCACUUUUCCAUGGAUGGCCCCAGAAGUUAUUCAAAGUCUCCCGGUGUCUGAAACAUGCGACACGUACUCGUAUGGAGUGGUUCUCUGGGAGAUGCUAACAAGGGAGGUCCCCUUUAAAGGCUUGGAAGGAUUACAAGUAGCUUGGCUUGUAGUGGAAAAAAACGAGAGAUUAACCAUUCCAAGCAGUUGUCCCAGAAGUUUUGCAGAACUGAUGCACCAAUGUUGGGAUGCUGAUUCAAAGAAAAGGCCAUCUUUCAAGCAGAUCAUUUCAAUCCUGGAAUCUAUGUCAAAUGACAGCAGCCUUCCAGACCAGUGUAACUCAUUCCUGCAUAACAAGGCGGAGUGGAGGUAA
This is a messenger RNA of Fulmarus glacialis (Northern fulmar), 696 nucleotides long. It is a transcript of the gene MAP3K20, whose product is annotated as mitogen-activated protein kinase kinase kinase MLT. Gene Ontology annotation, molecular function: protein kinase activity; ATP binding. Gene Ontology annotation, cellular component: cytoplasm. Gene Ontology annotation, biological process: protein phosphorylation. The record is from RefSeq and is a predicted model, not a curated record. The annotation marks the transcript as partial. NCBI's taxonomy places the organism in Eukaryota, Metazoa, Chordata, Aves, Procellariiformes, Procellariidae. The transcript has 8 exons.